Arachis ipaensis is the source of this 1158-nucleotide messenger RNA. RefSeq lists its product as uncharacterized. Gene Ontology annotation, biological process: DNA repair; telomere maintenance. Lineage: Eukaryota; Viridiplantae; Streptophyta; Magnoliopsida; Fabales; Fabaceae. Gene Ontology annotation, molecular function: DNA helicase activity. The record is from RefSeq and is a predicted model, not a curated record.
AUGUUGCUAAUCCUAGAAAACAAUGACAAGUUGAGUGAUCCUGACCAAUAUGAUAGUUUGGUUCGAGCGGAAAUACCAUGUAAAGAAGCAGAACCACACUUACAUGAGGCAGUGCUAAGGCAUAUGGUCCAUGGUUCUUGCAAAACACUUAAUCAAUCUUCACCACGCAUGAAAAAUGGUCAAUGUAAACGCAACUAUCCAAAAGAGUUUGUAGCAGAGACACGACGAGGUGAUGACUCGUAUCCUCAAUAUUGGAGGCAAUUUGAUACUCCAAUCCCUAUAAACCAAAAUGUCACAAUUGAUUAUAGAUGGGUAGUUUCGUACAACCCUUGGCUACUACUGAAGUAUGAUUGCCAUAUCAAUGUAGAGAUAUGUAGCAGUAUCAAGAGUAUAAAGUAUCUAUACAAGUAUUGCUAUAAGGGACCAGAUUGUGUUGCAAUGGAGGUUCACAGAAGUUCUCAUUAUGAUGAGGUGAAACAGUUUAUUGAUGCAAGAUGGAUUGCUGCUCCAGAGGCAUGCUGGAGAAUAUUCAAAUUCAACCUUUACCGAAUGUACCCAUCAGUUGAAAGGUUGCAGGUUCGUUUGCCAAAUCAACAUCAAGUGAGCUUUUAUGAGCACCAAACUAUUUCUGAAAUAGUUAAUGAUGAAUAUUUUUCAAGAACAAUGCUCACUGAAUUCUUUGCACUUAAUCGGGUCGAUGACCAACAAUCUAGGCAUCUUUUGUAUAGGGAAAUCUCAGAAUAUUACAGUUGGCACAACAAGGAAAAAGAAUGGCGUCGACGCAGGUCACAAAAGAGGGCUAUCGGUCGGGUCUAUACUGUUUCACCAACAGAAGGAGAAAAAUUCUAUUUGUGUAUUCUAUUGUCAAAUGUAAGAGGACCAACUGGUUGGGAUGAUUUGCUAACGGUGAAUGGUGUCCAAUAUUCGUCCUUUAAGCAAUCCGCUCAGUAUCGAAGACUGUUAGAGAGUGAUAGCAGUAUAAGAUCAUGUUUGGUUGAGGCUUCCAUGUUAAGAAUACCAUGUGCUUUAAGAAGGUUGUUUGCCACGAUCUUAAUUUUUUGUGAGCCAACAGAUGUAAGAAGGUUGUGGGACGAGUUUCUUUCAUACAUGGUAGAUGAUUAUCCAUCAACAAGCACUACAGACAAAUCGUUUGCUUAG